AAGAGUAUUCUUUUUAUAAAAAAAUCUUAGGUGGCUACAUGAUUUGGGCAUUAAUGAAGAAAACAAAAACAGCUGUUCUCUGUUAUUUUUAUUAGAUUACAAGUUAAUACAAACACAGUUAUGAACUUUUUUCGAAGCGCUACAUUAACGUUGCGCUCCGCUCAAUUGCACAGAAUGUCAGCUUCACCUCAAACUGCACCCGUUGAGUCAGCCAUAAGAGCCGCACUUACGGAGCAGUUAUCACCAUUGCACUUGGAAGUGAUCAACGAGUCCUAUAUGCACAACGUACCGAAAGGAUCGGAAACACAUUUCAAAGUGUUGGUAGUAUCUGAUAAGUUUGAGGAGCUCUCUUUAAUAAAGCGCCACCGUUUGGUGAAUUCAAUUGUUAAAGAGAAAUUGGCUGGUGAUUUUGUACACGCGCUAUCUAUAGAGGCUAAAACUCCCAAACAGUGGGAUCCUAAUUACACAGUCGAACCUAGUCCAAAUUGUCUUGGUGGUUUUGGAAAAUAAGAUGAAACGCAGCUGUUUUACACUGUUAAAAUCUUUUAUGUUUUUGAAUAAUUAGAAAUUCAAUAUAUAAAUUAAUAGAAAAUCGCAUAACAAUAUAA
Molecule: messenger RNA, 608 nt
Organism: Bactrocera dorsalis (oriental fruit fly)
Lineage: Eukaryota; Metazoa; Arthropoda; Insecta; Diptera; Tephritidae
Product: bolA-like protein DDB_G0274169
Exons: 3
Coding region: 121-510 (129 amino acids)
Cellular component (GO): mitochondrion
Source: RefSeq, a predicted model, not a curated record